GGGCUCGUGCUGCCGUGGCUCUCCGCGGUGGGAGGGCCGGCCAGCCAAUGGGAGCGGCCCACGACCGAGCGAGCGGAUACGAGCGCGACUUAAAGGCCGUCGGCCGGCUCUGCUUCGGGGCGCUUUGCGUUGGGAAUUGGGCUCAUCUAGGGGACAGUCGCGCUUCUUUACGUCCGAGUGCAUCUCUCGCAGCAGACAUGGUUUCCGUAAAGCCCGUUGCACAGAAACUCCUUAGUUAUGUUCCGCUUGUUCUUGUUUUGAUUGACCUCCGCUACGAAGGAGCAGAGUGUACGAAGAGUGAUGUGGAGAGCCACCUGGAGAUGGGGAAGAAGCUGCUGGCAGCUGGCCAGCUGGCCGAUGCCUUGUCACAUUUCCACGCAGCUGUCGAUGGAGACCCCAAGAACUAUAUGGCAUAUUACAGGAGAGCUACAGUUUACCUGGCUAUGGGAAAGUCCAAAUCGGCACUGCCGGACCUGAGCAAAGUCAUUGAGCUUAAACCAGACUUUACAUCUGCGAGACUUCAGAGAGGUAACCUCCUGCUGAAGCAGGGGAAACUCGACGAAGCAGAGGAUGACUUCAAAAAAGUACUGAAAUCCAACCCCAGUGACAAAGAAGAGAAGGAAGCCAAAAGUCAGCUGGUGAAAUCAGAUGAGCUUCAGCGGCUGUUGGCGGAAGCUCAUAGCGACUUUGACCGGAAAGACUACGAUACAGCCGCUGCCCACCUAGACGCCAUCAUAGAGACCUGCGUGUGGGACGUAAACUCCAGGGAGCUUCGGGCGGAGUGCUUCAUCCAGAUGGGAGAGAUGGGCAAAGCCAUCAGUGACCUCAAAGCCGCGUCCAAGCUGAAGAGUGACAACACUGAAGCUUUCUAUCGGCUCAGCAGCAUCUACUACCAGCUGGGGGACCACGAAAUGUCACUCAACGAGGUGCGGGAGUGCUUGAAGCUAGACCCCGACCACAAGCAGUGCUUCAGCCACUACAAACAGGUGAAGAAGCUGAACAAGCAGAUUGCGUCUGCAGAGGAGCUCAUCCAGCAGCAGAGGUAUGAAGACGCUGCGAGCAAAUACGAGUCUGUGAAGGAGACUGAACCGGACGUGCACCACUACACGCAUCUCGCCAAUGAGCGCAUCUGCCACUGCUUCUCCCAGAGUCAGCAGGCCACGGAAGCCAUCGAGGUUUGCAGUGACGUCCUCAAGACAGAGCCUCACAAUGUGAACGCCUUGAAAGACAGAGCUGAGGCCUACCUCCAGGACGAGCAGUACGAGCAGGCCAUCCAGGACUACGAGAGUGCAAGACAACACAAUGAGAAUGACCGCCAGGUCAAGGAGGGACUGGAAAAGGCCCAGCGCCUCCUCAAGCAGUCAAAAAAGAGGGAUUACUAUAAGAUCUUGGGAGUGAAGAGAACUGCUCAGAAGAAGGAAAUCAUGAAGGCGUACAGGAAGCUAGCACAGCAGUGGCACCCAGAUAACUUCCAGGACACCGACGAGAAGAAGAGGGCAGAGAAGAAGUUUAUCGACAUCGCCCAAGCUAAGGAGGUAUUAACUGACCCUGAGAUGAGGAGCAAGUUUGACCAGGGGGACGAUCCUCUGGACCCUGAGAGCCAGCAUGGGGGGGGGCCCCACUUCCACCAUGGAUGGGACGGUUUCCAGGGCUUCAACCCCUUUGGUUCGGGGCCCUUUUCCUUCAAGUUCAACUUUAACUGAGAGCAGAGGUGCUGGCUUACGCCAAUGAAGGCCGCACUUCUGUCGGCCUGUAGGGGCGGCUCUGGAAAGUGGACGUGCGAUGGGAGCGUGGAGGCUGAGAAUCCAGACUCUACUCCUAAGGAAGGCCGUUGACCAGAAUUGCCUCAGUAAAUAUCCAUUUAUGUAAAUGGGUAAAGCCUACAAAAAUAGUCUCUUGUCCUUGAUAAGGGCACUUUUCAAACUAAUAGCCUAACUGAUGACAAUAGUCAAGGAAGGACGGCAGUCCGUGUGAACAUCGGUCUUCUGGAUAAUUCCUUCUAUGCUAUAAAUGGACGCAAUGAUAGAGCUGAUCUUGUCUUGUUUCAAUUCUGAAUGUUUCUGUAAUUUAAAGAAACAGGUCCUAAGAUGGCUUUAGUGACUGUCUUUGAAACUGUCUCUUUAUUCUGACCACUUUUUUUUUUUUUUUUUUUUUUUACAAGCAAAAUUUAGUUUCCAUCAGUUCCUUGAAGUGAUUUGUGUACAUAACUAUUUUUAUAUGGAAUCAUGCUGAAUUGUAAAUAAAGAUCUAUUUAUGCUUAUUUAAUUAAAAGGCCUCACCCUUA
Paramormyrops kingsleyae is the source of this 2284-nucleotide messenger RNA. RefSeq names its product DnaJ (Hsp40) homolog, subfamily C, member 3a (gene dnajc3a). Gene Ontology annotation, cellular component: endoplasmic reticulum. The record is from RefSeq and is a predicted model, not a curated record. NCBI's taxonomy places the organism in Eukaryota, Metazoa, Chordata, Actinopteri, Osteoglossiformes, Mormyridae. Gene Ontology annotation, biological process: protein folding in endoplasmic reticulum. Gene Ontology annotation, molecular function: misfolded protein binding; protein-folding chaperone binding.